This is a messenger RNA of Tachysurus vachellii, 1621 nucleotides long. It is a transcript of the gene dnajc12, whose product is annotated as DnaJ (Hsp40) homolog, subfamily C, member 12. The record is from RefSeq and is a predicted model, not a curated record. Gene Ontology annotation, cellular component: cytoplasm. The transcript has 5 exons. Bases 912 to 1379 code for a protein of 155 amino acids. NCBI's taxonomy places the organism in Eukaryota, Metazoa, Chordata, Actinopteri, Siluriformes, Bagridae.
GCAUAUGGUUCUUUAAGAAGUCCUUGUAGGAUUUCAUUCUGAAUACAAUUACAAAUGUACACUAAAUUCCCUAAAACCAUUUACAGCAUUGGGGGUUGAAUAAUUUUGAACACAACUGUAUAUAAUACACAAGUUUCACUAUUGUAAAUUUCACUACAUCAGCCACACCUAACAGUUAGGGGGAGGGGAUGUUGCAAUUAUUUAUGCUUAAUGAUAAGCUAGGCACCACGCAUACAGUACACUGCAUCUGGAAAGUAUUCACAGCGCUUCACUUUUUCCACAUUUUGUUAUGUUACAGCCGUUCCAAAAUGGAUUAAAUUAAUUAUUUUCCUCAAAAUUCUACAAACAAUACCCCAUAAUGACAGGGUAAAAGGAGUUUGUGUGAAAUCUUUGAAAAUGUAUCAAAAAUAAAACACACACACACAAAAAAAAUCAUGUACAUAAUUAUUCACAGCCUUUGCUCAGUACUUUGUUGAAGCACCUUUGGCAGCAAUUACAGCCUCAGGUUUUUUUGAGUAGCUUGGCACACCAAUUUUUGGCAGUUUCUCCCAUUCUUCUUUGCAGGACCUCUCAAGCUCCAUCAGGUUGUAUGGGGAGCAUCAGUACACAGCCAUUUUUAGAUCUCUCCAGAGAUGUUCAAUCGGGAUCAAGUCUGGGCUCUGGCUGGGCCACACAAGGACAUGCUCAGGGUUGUCUUGUUGCCACUGAUUUGUUAUCUUGGCUGUGUGCUUAGUGUUAUUGUCCUGUUGGAAGAUGAACCUUCGCCCCAGUCUGAGGUCCAGAGCACUCUGGAGCAGGUUUUCAUCAAGGAUGUCUCUGUACAUUGCUGCAUUCAUCAUUUCCUCGAUCCUGACUAGUCUCCCAGUUCCUGCGACUGAAAAACAUCCACACAGCAUGAUGUUGCCACGACCAUGCUUCACUGUAGGGAUGGCAUUGGCCAGACUGAACAAAUUAUGGCAGAGUAUAAAGUGAGGGCCCUGUCUUGCCACCCUGACAAACAACCAGAAAAUCCUGAAGCAGCACAAGACUUUCAAAAGUUACAACAGGCCAAAGAAAUUCUCACAGAUGAGACCAAAAGAAAAAAAUAUGACUACUGGUUGAGAAGUGGCAUCACUGUGCCAUUCAGUGAAUUCCAGGCAUUGAGUGAUACAGUUAAAAUGUCAAUGCAUUGGGCCCUUAAAAACAAAAAGGAGCCAAUGCUAGAAUCAGCAAAAGAUACAGAUGAAUUCCAAGCUGGUCAUUCAGAAACACAAGUUCCAAAAGAGGGGAUAACAUCUAUUGAAGAACUUUCUUCAAGUGGUUAUUGGCGUCACGGCUUUCGACGUACAGGUGGUACUCCUUCAAGACUCUUGGAAAAGUUUAGAAAUUAUCAAAUAUGAAGAAAUACAGGCUAUAAACUUUAAACCAUAUAUUAAAAUAAUUUUGUGAAUUGUUUCAUUGUAUGGAUUAAAGCAUUGCAAUUUCAGUCAGUGGAGAUAUUAUACUGAAUUUUCAUUGUCUACAUUACAGUAGGCUACAAGAUAUAAGUAUUAUUGAAAAUUCCUGAGAUUCAUGUUUAGUGUAAUAUUGUAUGGUGGUCAUUUACAUUGUUUUUUUAUUGUGGAAUAAACCAUUUUUAUUU